Molecule: messenger RNA, 862 nt
Organism: Drosophila sechellia
Lineage: Eukaryota; Metazoa; Arthropoda; Insecta; Diptera; Drosophilidae
Product: forkhead box protein G1
Exons: 4
Coding region: 126-788 (220 amino acids)
Source: RefSeq, a predicted model, not a curated record
GUGACUCGUACCGCGAGAUUUAGUCGAUUUUGUGCGGCUAAAGAGCGAGGUUCAAGCGAAACGUUCCACGAAAGAUAUACGGCUAAAGUGGUGGUGCAGUUGUCCAAGGAAUCCAGAAUAGCAGUAUGUUAGCCUCAGUUGCCGCCCGUCUGGCGCUGUUCGCUGUGAUAAGCACCCAGAGUCUGCAGCUCCUCCAGGCUGCUCCGUUCCCAGGCAUCGAGAAUGCUGCCUUCACCAGUGACGAUUUAUUGGCCGAGGAAUCGGCGCCCGUUGCUAGCCAGGUCCACGUCCAGCACAAUCGGCAUCGUCGCCAUCAUGAGGACGGCAAUUACCAUGGGCACAGGCACCACAAGCGUCACUGGGAUCACCAUUUUCCGGGUCCGGACUGCCAUCACCCUGGCGGUUUCGGGUUUGGAUUUGAGCAUGGUGGACCACCUCCCCAUGGCCACCACCACAGAUUUGAGCCACAUGACUUCCAAUCGUUUCCAAAUGCCUUUGGACCACCGGACUAUGAGGAGCACCAGCGUCCAUUUGAAGCGCCACUGGAGCCUUUUGAAGUGCACUUAUUUCUUUUAGGAAAUAAAGGGGUAAUCAAUGAGCUUACAAAGCAACCCAGCUCAAGCAGCGUAGCUCCACCACACACAGCUCCAGUUACGCCUUCCUCAAUCACAAGAACCACCAGCACCACCACCACAAGAACCAUCAGCACCGCCAGAUCGACUACCAUGGCACCCACCUCUUCCAGCACCGAAGAGGCACCCUUGGCCAUCGACAUACGCAUCGGCUGACGACCUAGACCUAAGGCUCCAUUCAUUCUAUCUUAUGCAUUAAAGUGACAUUAAAGUUGCUAGCCAAACCACAA